Haliaeetus leucocephalus (bald eagle) is the source of this 2584-nucleotide messenger RNA. It is a transcript of the gene TMEM127, whose product is annotated as transmembrane protein 127. The annotation marks the transcript as partial. The transcript has 3 exons. Gene Ontology annotation, cellular component: membrane. Lineage: Eukaryota; Metazoa; Chordata; Aves; Accipitriformes; Accipitridae. The record is from RefSeq and is a predicted model, not a curated record. Gene Ontology annotation, biological process: negative regulation of cell population proliferation; negative regulation of TOR signaling.
GGGCUGCCCGGCGGUCGUCGGCGGAGGGGAGCGGCGGGGAGCGGCCUGCCCAAACAGCCGGAGCGCAGCCUGGCCUCGGCGCUGCCCGGCGCUCUCUCCAUCACGGCGCUUUGCACGGCGCUGGCCGAACCCGCCUGGCUCCGUAUCCACGGCGGGACCUGCGCCCGUCAGGAGCUGGGAGUCGCCGAUGUCUUGGGAUACGUCGACCCCGAGCUGCUGCGAGAUUACUGCAUGAACCCGCAGACAGUCCUGCUGCUCCGGGUCAUCGCUGCCUUCUGCUUCCUGGGAAUCAUCUGCAGCCUCUCAGCUUUCCUCCUGGACGUCUUCGGACCCAAGCACCCAGCGUUGAAGAUCACUCGCCGCUACGCUUUCGCUCACAUCCUCACAGUCCUGCAGUGUGCCACGGUCAUUGGAUUCUGCUACUGGGCCUCAGAGCUGAUCCUCGCCCAACAACAGCAGCACAAAAAGUACCACGGGUCCCAAGUCUACGUCACCUUCGCCAUCAGCUUCUACCUGGUGGCGGGCGCCGGGGGAGCCUCCAUCCUUGCCACCGCUGCCAACCUGCUGCGUCACUACCCCACCGAGGAAGAGGAGCAAGCCCUGGAGCUCCUGUCUGAGAUGGAGGAGAACGAACCUUACCCAGCCGAGUACGAAGUGAUCAAUCAAUUCCAGCCACCGCCGGCGUACACCCCCUGAUGCCGGCACCAGGACGCAGUCAUCGCUUUCUCCCGCCCACGAACUUCAUUUUCUCGGCACCUCCUUCACUCUUCUGAUCUCUCCCAUGCAGAGGAAAGAACUUUACGGGUCAGGCAAUCGGCGUUUUCUUCCAGUCUUAUUUUAUUAACUCUAUAGUGUGAUUUUUUAACCCCGCACUGGCUCGGCUGGCCAAAAUAACGAUGGCGUCACCCCCCACGCAGCUUCUCCCCGGCAUGAGGGGCGGUGGGAUCCGCUCUCCCCCAUCGGAGAUCUCGUCCCCACCCUGCACCGGGAAGGAGGGGGAAAUUGCGCCAGAUUCCCGGCCCGGCGCGCAGUGAACUCGGUUCCUCCUCUGCCGAGGCGUGACACACACCCAGAGAAAGGUGUGGCGCACGCGUGUGUGUAUAUAUUUAUAUAUAUAUAUAUAUGGGGGAAACACCCGCCACGGCGUGCUGGUGGGAGAGGAACGGCCCUUUGUAGCGGCUGUACGGCAGGAGGAAGGUAGAGCGAACCCUCCCGCUGCUCUAUCUGUUCCUCUUUCUUGACUGGCGCUGUCCACGCGAGCAUUUUGCACUUUAUUUCAGGCUCGGGGGAGGAUGGUGACAGUUUCGGGGCCAGCUGCCGGGGACUGUCACCGCUGUAAAACCCCAUUUGCAAGCGGGCGGCACAGCAUGGGCUGAUUUCAAAGAAGCUCUUUUGCCGCCGGCGGUGGUUUUGGGGGAGUUCUGUCCCCCAGCACCGUAGUGUCCAGCUGCUUUUGGCUUCUCACUGAGCAAAUCUUGGGGUUUUUUUUUUUAGCCAAGAUAAAGCCAGACUUUGGUACAGUGACAGCUCCCGGGAAGCAGGUUGAGCCUGCACUGGAAAACCGGCAUCUCUGCCUGUAGUUUUUAUGCAAGUUCCUGACCUCCGCGCCAAUCUGACUCUCCUGCUUUUUGCCCCCACUUUUAAUCUCGGUGUUUUUCUGUCCUGCUCUUAGUUUAUUACCGUUUCCUUCUGCAAGCCCCGAGAUACAGCGGACCUUGACGAGCUAGCGCUUUCCCGGAUGGUGCCGGAAAACCGAGGGAAGGCCGAUCCUGGCAUGUCCAGACCUGCAGCCAAACCUGGAGGAGGUAGCUGGCAGGGACAGAGUGGGGUUUUUGGGGGCUGUUUAAAGUAAACCCGACAGGAAAAAAACAUGCAAGGAUGCAUCGACCUGAGCACCGCAGCACUGAAAAGCUCAAGGCUGGCUCUGCAGAGGGUGCAGUGGUUUAGGGAAGGAGUUUUAGGACAGGAAUACCGCGUGUUGUAGGUUCUUAGCUGUCCCUCUAAUGCUUUUAUUACCUAUUUUCUUGCUGCUCUCUGUCUUGCCCAGCUCAUCCCUUUUCCCCCACCCUGCACCCGCAGCAGCACUGGCUAUGCAAGAGCUUCAGCCGAUCUCCGGGGCUCAGGCUGUGGCACGAAACUGAAAAAGUUGGCCCGGGGAGAGCACUGCCCGUGCCCUGCAAGACUUAAAGAAGGAAAAUCAGCCCCUUAAAACCCUUGAGGGUUUUGAUGGAAGGGUGCAGAGCGUGGGGAGAACCCGGCAGCGUGGCGUUCAGGGGGUUUAGCGGCCCCGGGGCGGCUCCUCUUCCUCCUCCAUCCCACCUCCGGGUCCUCGGCCAAAGAAAACAUCCUGCCGGCUCUUCCCCGGCAUUGGGCUGGCGUGGCAAUCCGGCUGGAAAAUAGUUUGGGUUCCCCCGCCAGUGACUUAUAUGCAAGAGAGGGGCUUGAGUGUAAAUAGUCUGUGCAUAAACAUACUGUAUUUCUGUAAAAAAAAACAAAAACAACCAGAAAGAGACAAAUGAUGUCAUUUCCCUCCCCUCUGCUGAUCCCCGUAGCUCGAUGGAAUCUAGAUGGGGUGCGGGUGCCG